Molecule: messenger RNA, 1050 nt
Organism: Cyphellophora attinorum
Lineage: Eukaryota; Fungi; Ascomycota; Eurotiomycetes; Chaetothyriales; Cyphellophoraceae
Exons: 2
Coding region: 1-1050 (349 amino acids)
Source: RefSeq, a predicted model, not a curated record
AUGGCGGCAGCGAAGCAUCGCGACCCAAAUGUGCCCGCGAAGUGGACUGAUCUCCUUCCCGAGGUGCUUACCCUGAUCUUUGAGGAGCUGUUCCGCGAUUACGAGGCCUCUUAUCCCGUCGAUGAGCUGCACGAUCAGAAUCACGACGAGAUUGAGCAGCUCGACGAAAAUGACGAUGAAAUGGAGCCACUCGAGAAGACCUACUACGAAGUUGAGCUGUACACAAAGCUGAAGUACUCUUUUGGCCGCCUGCACAUGGUCAUCCCCACUCCAUAUUGCUUCGCGGUAUCCAAGAGCUAUCUUGAGGCAGCUAGGAGUUUCGUGCUCAAAUACUCCUUCGUCGAGCUACGCCUAUUCGACUUAUACUUCUCCCAGACCCGCGAGAUCGUUCUCUGCCCUGACUUCAAGGAGAUUCGAUAUCUAAAGGUGCCCUAUGCUCAGGAGCUCGCCAUUACCGUCCAGGCCGUCAUCGACGCCGCACCAUCGCUCAAGAUGCUGGUCCUCGACAUGGGUCAGCGCGAAUUUGGCUUCAACCACCUGCGAACAAUCUUGGAUGUCGACGAAGAGCCCAUCGCCCCAGAGUUCGAUGAAAAAGAGACCACAAAAAUCGCUCAAGACUUCGCGGCUGUCAUUGUCACUGCUUUCAUUGUUGCUCGCUACAAGGACAAGACACUGUUCGGUAGUGCCAUCGAAGCCUGGCUGAAACGCGACAAGGAGUUCGACUUCUGCAUGGACUUCACAACCGAAAAGUCGCAUAUCUCGGAAGUGGAAGAAUUUUCGUGGGGCCACGGUAGCAUUCAUUGGAUUUGGAAGGCAAGAUUCAAUGCCAGCAAGAUGGAGAUCGACAUCCGGGAGCCCGAUGACCUUGUCGCAACCCCGAUCGAGCCGCUCGCAACAGGCUUGACCCUUACCAUGGAUCCGACGUUCUGGCAGGAAAGUCUCGACGGUUACAUUCGCCACCAGAAGAACAAGCGCGCCCGCAGAGAAGCGUCAAGUCUAUCAUUUGCCACGGGAGAGGGGGAUGCAGCUAUGCUCGGCAAUCUUGGAUGA